This is a messenger RNA of Charadrius vociferus (killdeer), 2616 nucleotides long. RefSeq names its product coiled-coil domain containing 129 (gene ITPRID1). Gene Ontology annotation, molecular function: signaling receptor binding. Lineage: Eukaryota; Metazoa; Chordata; Aves; Charadriiformes; Charadriidae. The transcript has 8 exons. Bases 1 to 2616 code for a protein of 871 amino acids. The record is from RefSeq and is a predicted model, not a curated record.
AUGGUGGAUGGAGACCUCAGGGAAGAGGUAGAGAACCAGAAGCGAGUGAGAGAAGAGAAAGAGCCUCUGAGGGAAGGAGAUUGCACAGCGAAGGCAGGCAGUGAACGUUUUCGACAGCUGGAAGUACUUGACCACGUAACCAGUGCCCUCUCAUCUUUGCUGACCGAUGUCAACACCCAACAGAUCAAAGCACAGGAUGCCGGCAGGGAUGAGACCAGUCUCUUGGAUGCUGCGAAGAGCAGACCUGCGGUCACACAAGUGAAGCGGAAAAGAAUCAGUCAGCUCCUGAAAAGGGCUUCUCAGCAGACAACGCUGCUGAAACAGGGCUUGCUGGCACCUGAGGAAGCCAACUUGCCCAGCAGGGAAGAGCAACCCCAUCCUUGUGCAGAUAUUGCUGAGAGGGGGACAGUCCAGGUGGACUUUUCUGCAUGUGUUACAUUGGGCUGUCUGACCCAGCAGCAAACCCCAAGAUGCCAAGGUGCCUCGGCAUAUCCCGCAUCCCAGUGCCCACCGACUCCGCUGGGGAAAGCCUGGGCUUCUUCGCACCUGGUUGCAAAACAGCCCCACCUUUCUCCUGCGUGUGAGGUGCCUGCCAAAGACAGGUCAAGAAAGGAGCCACCUUCCCUUGUGGCCCACAUGCUCAAAAAAGUGGCCAACCUAAACUGCAAGCUGCCAGAGUCAUUUGAAAUGGAAGAGAUUCAGAGUUUUGAGGAUGAAACUCCAUGUGGAAAUGCUCCUGAUACCACUUCAGUAGAGGUGAUGGUGACAAGAACAAGCAGCUGCCAGUCAGACAGCAGUGGGUUCAUGGAGGAGCUGCCAGAACCUGUAGUUUUGCAAAAUACAUCUUUGCCAGGAAAGAUUAAUUUUAUUUCUGAUAGCCACAAUCAAGAAACAGCUCUGUCACAUAAGACAGAGUUUCUGACGUUAAACCAAGAUUUUCAACAAAAGCCAGAUGAUGUUGCUAAGGUCUUCAUCACAGCCUGCAAGGGAGUUUUGACAAUACCUGGAUCAACACAAGCAGGCAGAGACCAGGAAGAAGAGAUUCAUCUGCUGCAGACUGCAGAAAAUGGACAGUAUGAGGCCUGUAGCCCUGAACCACAGACUUCUGUAGAAGAAAUUUUAUGUGACAUAGACAGGAAAGAGCAUAAAACUAGAAGAAAGCAACUGGGAAAAGAGGAGUGCAUAAAAGAGCAUAGUCCUUGUUUCCAGAGUGAUACUCAGGGUGAAGGAGAUCCUAGCUCCUCAAAAUUUGAUCAUUUGUAUUUGAGAACAGGACACAAAAAGGUGAAUGUAACCUUCACUGAACCAAUUGAUAUAAACCCUGCCGUUAUCAGUGAGAGCAAAAUCAGAAGCGAAGAAGAAGGUGAGAGCUGCCUGACUGAAAAGGACAUUGGAGCUGCAUGUCAUGAAAGUGCCCAUGAAGGUCAUGCAGCAUGUGUUAAAGGAAUGUGGUGGGACACAGAAGUGGUCAGCAAAGAUGGUACCCUGCUUGCAGUGAAUGAGGUGACAAACGGGCAGAAGUUCUGCAAAACAGAUGGCGAUUUAAAAAAUACAAGAUGGUCCCCCAAAAUGGAGCUCCCAGAAACUCCAUGGCAGGGCUCAGCAGCACAAAGUGGGAGCAGUGCCGCUUUAAGCUGUUCUACGCAAGAAUCUCAGAAGCAUCCCUCCUGCCUAGCAGAAGGGUCUGGAUUAAGUUCAUCUGAAGAUCAAGAGACUGGUAGCGUAGGGGAGAUGUUAGGUACUAACAAAUCAGAAUGGGGAGACACUGUCCAAAAUGAUGAAAUGGCUUCUACUCCUCUGAAAUCUGUUACUGUUCAGAUGCCUUCCAGGCUGGAGUCCACUUCAAGGGUGAAGUGCACAGGGCAAAAUGCUCCUUGCAGCGAGACCCUUGCUAGGGAAGAUCCUGUGGACUUCUGUGAGGGUGAUCCUCUCACACAGGCAGACUCAGGGGCUUUGAAAGACGGUGUGAAGCAGACUACUGAAGCCUUCAGCCAAACUGACAUCUGUGCUGGGAAAUCAAGGUGGCUACCACUGCUUCAUCCACCCCAUGCUCACCUGACAAAAUCAGCCUCUCUUGACACCGUGCUUUGUGGCAAAUACAGGUCACGCUACUGGGGUGAAGCCUGUGGCACCAGGGGAGCGCAAGGCAGUCACUGCUGUCACUGCUGCUGCUGCCACAGCUGCUGCCCGUGGACCUUCCCUGUGGCUGUCUCUCCCCAGUGCCCUGUGGGCUGCUGCUCAAACCAUGCCACCACCAACCUGCAGCUCUUGAAAAUGCUGAUGCUCCUACAGGACAUUGCAAUGCAUAAUCUUGCCCCGUGUACCCUCCAUGAAAAAGAAGUGAUGAAGAGCUCCUGCCAGCACUUCCAGGAGAAGCUGGAUGAGAUUGAACAGCAUCUGACUGAACAGCAGGCCCAGUUUUCCAGUGCUAUGCCAGAUGAAGGAAGGGAGGAAGGCAGAGACCUGCAACUCUUACGGCGAGCUGUUCGUCAGGAGGUUGCAGAGCUGGAACUUCGGCUGAAUGAUCAAGCUUGCCAGGUCAGGGAGGGCAUCCUUAUGUUGAAGAAAUCAUUCCGAAAUUCUUUAGGUAAUGAUUCAGCAGAAGGAAAAGACUGA